Molecule: messenger RNA, 1144 nt
Organism: Callorhinchus milii (elephant shark)
Lineage: Eukaryota; Metazoa; Chordata; Chondrichthyes; Chimaeriformes; Callorhinchidae
Gene: cited1
Product: Cbp/p300-interacting transactivator, with Glu/Asp-rich carboxy-terminal domain, 1
Exons: 1
Coding region: 1-420 (139 amino acids)
Biological process (GO): regulation of DNA-templated transcription
Cellular component (GO): nucleus
Source: RefSeq, a predicted model, not a curated record
AUGUUGCACUACGGAGGCUCGGUGGGGAGGAGCCGGGUUCCUGUUAACGCGGGGCUCCUCGCCCCCUCGUGCGGAGUCCAACAGCAGCAGUUCACCCUGCACAGCCCUCAGCUGCUGGCCAGCCUCCAGCUCCAAAAGCUCAACAGCCAGUAUCACAGCUCUCCCCUGCCCUCUGCUCCCCCCCCAGGGGACACACUGACUCCAGUCCCUCCCCAGCCACCGGCACAGGGGCCCCCGGCCCCUCCCUCGCCCCACCCCCCCGGCAUCAUCGACACCGACCUGAUUGACGAGGACGUGCUGAUGGGCCUGGUCCAGGAGCUGGGGUUGGACCGAGCCGCUGAGCUGCCUGAACUCUGGCUCGGACACAACGAGUUUGACUUUGCCUCGGACUUGGCCACCGGCAACGCGGUGACCUGCUGACCUGCCCUUUCAUCCCUGGACCCAACCAAUCACAACGAGAACUCCGCACCCAUCCCAACUCCUUACUGAACUGGUCCCAAGUCGUUCCUUUACUGAGCAGAUCUGAACCGCUCUACAAGUGAUGGAGACACUUAUGUUUGCAGACUAUAAUCCGCUCCGUGGGACGUCCUCCCGAUGUGAAAGGCGCUAUACACAUGUAAUUAGUUGUUGUUUGUACUGAUCCAUUCCCACCCUGGAAUGACUUGCCUUCUGCUAACGUGCUCUGACUGGCUUCAAUGCAACUUGACUGUUGCUUGUGGAUGAAAAGGUUCCCAAACCAACUUGAGCGGCGGAGAGAAAGAGAGCUUUAAGGAGCUUUUUACAGGGAACUGCGCCAGGAACUGACAGGGAGCCUGAAGCCAAACUGGCGACGCUUCUAAAUACACAAGAGUUCUAGAAAAAAACAGAGUUGAGGAUCAAUAUUGCUGUUUUAGUGUGCCUUAAGUAGGUUGCUGUCUGUAAGUCAUUCUUCCUACUGUUUUCUUCUGUAGUAUCAAGUUUCAUUUCCUUUCAAGUUACAGCAGCAAAAUGCCUCUCCAUCACUUCUGUGGUCAGUCAUUAACAGCACAGCUCUGGAGGAGGAGGUGUGCAUCCCCUUGUGGACACAAAUGGAAUUACCAACUGGAAUCAUUCUGUUGUGAAGGUUCUGUGCUCUCAAUGGCAAUCUAUGUGGUUCCAGCUGGUU